AUGUCUACCAGAAGGCUAUUACGACAGGGUUGUUCAGGUUAUUUGGUUGUGGUAAGGGAUACUCAGGUGAAGGUUGGAGAUAUAAGCCAAGUGUCGGUAGUGAACGAGUUCAUGGAUGUAUUUCUCGAGGAACUACCAGAUCUGCGAUAUGGGUACUAUCAGUUGAGGAUCCGAAAUGAAGAUAUACCAAAGACCGCAUUUCGAACAAGAUAUGGGCACUAUGAGUUCUUAGUGAUGUCUUUUGGGCUUACGAUUGCCCCUGCGGCCUCUAUGGAUUUGAUGAACCAAGUGUUCAAGCCCUAUUUGGACAAGUUCGUGGUGGUGUUUAUUGAUGACAUCUUGAUCUACUUAAAGAGCCGAGAAAAGCAUGAAUAG
Theobroma cacao (cacao) is the source of this 375-nucleotide messenger RNA. The record is from RefSeq and is a predicted model, not a curated record. Lineage: Eukaryota; Viridiplantae; Streptophyta; Magnoliopsida; Malvales; Malvaceae.